AUGGGGGCUACAGAAUUUGAGGGUACACUAGACCCAGAGGUUGCUGAGAGAUGGUGGGAAAAAGUCGAAGAUGUGAUGAACUUAAUAAAUUGCACUCCAGAGGAUCGACUUAAGUAUGUUGUUUCUUUGUUCGUGGGUAAUGCCUUGAUUUGGUGGAGGUCUGUAAAGAGGGGAUAUGAGCCAAGAGAAAUAACUUGGGCUGAGUUUCAGAAAGAAUUUGAUGAUAAAUACACACCCAAGAUGUACCGAGACAAGAAGAGGAUGGAGUUUCUGAAUUUAGUGCAAGGGGAUGAUCAGACAGUGGCAGAAUAUGAACUCCGUUUUGCAGCAUUAGCCAAAUAUGCACCAGAAGCAAUUGCAAUGCAGGAGGAUCGUUGUUAUCGUUUUGAACAGGGGCUACGACCAGAGAUCAGAAAAGGCCUCGCAAUCAGAAUUACAAAUUUUAAAACUCUUGUUGAAUCGGCGGUUCGGAUGGAAGAAGCAGUAAUGGAGGACAAAAGGAAGGGGGAGGAGAAGAGGAAAUCAACAUAUGCAAUAGGGGAAUCGAGUAGGUUGACCAAGAGGGGAACCGGUCGCUCAUUCUCAGCGGGAAGUGGGAGUUUUACACGUGGUGGUCCCAUUUUUCGAGGAAGCAGUGGACAGAGGUUUGGGGGAUCCACGGGCUAUAACAGAGGUUCAUUCGAACGCAAUUCAUUUGCUAUGCCUUCUACUGGAUCAGGAAGGAGAGCUGGACCGAGUUAUGGUCGAGGACCAGUUUUUCCUCCGAGUUGUUCUACUUGUGGAAGACAACAUCAAGGGCCAUGUUGGAGACGGGAUAAUAUACCGAAGACUUGCUAUCGCUGUGGAGGAUUGCCACCGCAUAGGGAAGUGGAUUUUGCCAUAGAAACUCUUCCAGGAGUUGCCCCAAUUUCUAUUGCGCCGUACAGAAUGGCUCCAGUGGAAUUACACGAGCUCAAAAAGCAAAUUGAAGAAUUAUUGGGGAAAGGGUUUAUCAGGCCGAGUACUUCGCCGUGGGGAGCACCAGUGCUGUUUGUGAAGAAGAAAGAUGGGAGCAUGAGGUUAUGCAUCGACUACCGGCAAUUAAACAGAGUAACAGUGAAGAAUAAAUAUCCAUUGCCGAGGAUUGAUGACCUGCUAGACCAGCUAAAGGGAGCUACAAUAUUUUCAAUGAUCGAUUUGAGGUCUGGGUAUUGGCAGUUGAGGAUUGCAGAGAAUGACAUACCGAAGACAGCUUUCCGUACUCGUUAUGGUCAUUAUGAGUUUCUGGUGAUGCCCCCUUUGGUAUCUGGUGAUGGGGUUAUGCCUGACCCUUCAAAAGUAAAGGCUAUUACGGAAUGGAGAGUGCCAAAGAAUGCCACUGAAGUCCGAAGCUUCUUAGGGUUGGCUGGAUAUUACAGGAGAUUUGUUGAGGGUUUCUCUAUAAUUGCCGGUCCUCUAACCAAGUUGCUAAGAAAGGGGGUAGAAUUUCAGUGGACGGAACAGUGUCAACAAAGUUUUGAUGAGUUGAAGAAGAGACUGACCUCCAAUCCAAUUUUGGUUUUGCCAUCUGGUAGCGGUGGAUAUAUAGUGUAUACAGAUGCUUCCAAACAGGGUUUGGGAUGUGUGUUGAUACAAAGCAGAAAG
Messenger RNA from Sesamum indicum (sesame), 1623 nucleotides. The record is from RefSeq and is a predicted model, not a curated record. NCBI's taxonomy places the organism in Eukaryota, Viridiplantae, Streptophyta, Magnoliopsida, Lamiales, Pedaliaceae.